Molecule: messenger RNA, 945 nt
Organism: Thamnophis sirtalis
Lineage: Eukaryota; Metazoa; Chordata; Lepidosauria; Squamata; Natricidae
Source: RefSeq, a predicted model, not a curated record
CCUCCCCCCCACGCCUUGGGCCGAAGCCCUGAUGUGAGCCGGAUCGCUGGACCCAGAAAGGCGGAGACAGAGCACGAUGAAGAAGGACGUGAGGAUCCUGCUGGUGGGAGAACCCAGAGUUGGGAAGACAUCACUUAUCAUGUCUCUUGUCAGUGAAGAAUUUCCUGAAGAGGUUCCUCCCCGAGCUGAAGAAAUCACUAUCCCGGCUGAUGUUACUCCAGAAAGAGUGCCAACCCAUAUAGUGGAUUAUUCAGAAUAUGAGCAAAGCGACGAACAGCUCCAUCGUGAAAUAUCUCAGGCAAAUGUAAUUUGCAUAGUAUAUGCAGUUAACAACAAGAAUUCAAUUGAUAAGGUAACAAGCCGAUGGAUCCCUCUCAUCAAUGAAAGAACAGAUAAAGAUAGCAGGCUUCCGCUUAUAUUGGUUGGAAACAAGUCAGACCUGGUUGAGUACAGUAGCAUGGAAACCAUCCUUCCCAUCAUGAACCAGCAUACAGAGAUUGAAACUUGUGUAGAGUGCUCAGCAAAGAAUUUGAAGAACAUAUCUGAAUUGUUUUAUUAUGCACAGAAAGCAGUUUUACACCCUACAGGGCCCCUCUAUUGUCCAGAGGAAAAAGAGAUGAAACCUGCCUGCAUAAAAGCCUUAACUCGGAUUUUUCGAAUUUCUGAUCAAGAUAAUGAUGGCACCCUGAAUGAUGCAGAACUCAACUUCUUUCAGAGAAUUUGCUUUAACACACCACUGGCAUCUCAAGCAUUAGAAGAUGUAAAGAAUGUAGUAAGGAAAAAUCUAAGUGAUGGAGUUGUUGACAAUGGACUAACGUUGAAGGGCUUUCUUUUUCUCCACACAUUAUUCAUCCAGCGAGGGAGGCACGAAACAACUUGGACAGUAUUGCGGCGCUUUGGAUAUGAUGAUGACCUAGAGCUCACACCAGAGUAUUUAUUUCCCCU